This is a messenger RNA of Ricinus communis (castor bean), 1302 nucleotides long. RefSeq names its product peroxisomal and mitochondrial division factor 1. The transcript is spliced from 2 exons. The coding region runs from base 180 to 1007 and encodes 275 amino acids. Lineage: Eukaryota; Viridiplantae; Streptophyta; Magnoliopsida; Malpighiales; Euphorbiaceae. The record is from RefSeq and is a predicted model, not a curated record.
GAAAUGAGAUCUCAGCCGUCCAUUCUACUAAAAAUAAAAAAACCCUAUCAUCGUCGUAUCGGAUUCUGUUAUUCCCACUCCAAAAAGAAAGGUGGAGGCUUUUUUGGCCCUUUUCCAUCCUCACCUUCCCGGAAAAAUCUCUCACAGGAAGUCUUCAAAGCUUUAUUAGGGAUUUGAAAAUGGCAGACGAGGAGACGAUGGUAAACGGCGUCGCGUUGGAGGAGAAUGAGGAUAAGACUGCAGAGAACGAAACCAAACUCAGUCAGAAGAUCGAGGCAUUAGAGAAUGAGAAGAUCUUACUGGUGAAGGAAAAUGAAGGAGUCAAAGAUCAGGUGGUGAAAUUGACGGCUGAGAUUGAAUUACUGAGAUCAAAAGAAUCAGAUGCAGAAGCGCAAAAGAAAGCGCUAGAUGCGGUGGCUGCAAGAGCAUCACAGCUUGAAACGGAAGUUUCUAGGCUGCAACACGACUUGAUCUCGGCUAUGAGUGCAGAAGAUGAAGCCAAUAACGAAAUAAGAGAACUCAAGAAAAUAAUUGGAGAAAAAGAAACGGAUAUUGAAGAGGUAAAGAAAGAGAAAGUGGAGAUUGAAAGGAAAGUUAGGGAAUUAGAGAGAAAGAUUGGAGUCCUUGAAGUGAAAGAAAUUGAAGAAAGGAGUAAGAGAGUGAGAAUUGAGGAAGAAAUGAGAGAGAAGAUUGACGAGAAAGAGAAGGAAGUGUUUGCUUACAAGAACAAGUUUCUUGAGCUUGAGAAUAAUUCUGCAAAAAAAUUGGAAAAAUCUGAGGAGAGAGCGAGGGAAAUUGAAGGAAAAGUGGCAGAGAUGCAGAAGAAGUUAGAGGAAACGGAGAAAAUGAAAGAGAGGAGUUUGGAAGGUGUUAAUGGAAUUGGAGGUGAGAGUACAGAGAAGGAGUAUAAGAAGAUGAUGGAUUGGCCUGUGAUUGCGUUAGGAUCAACAGGUGCCAUUGUUGCUGCACUUGCUGUGGGUUAUGUUUGCUGUGCCAGGCGGUCGUGAUUCUUGAGCUUGACACUAGGGUUCUUUAUUCAAUAUCAGGCAAUAUGUUUCAAUUUUGUCAGGUGAUGGCGGUAUGCCAUUUUCAGCUUGGUUUUGUUUUUUAAGCUUAAUGUUUAAAAGUUUUGGCUUACUUUGCUUUUUGUUGGGAGUGCCAGAUUAUCGAAUUACUACCUAUAGAGGAGUUAAUUACUUUUGAAUGGUUUAGUGCAGCUAUUAGGCACACCAUUGACACUCAUUCAAUGUGUUUGUUUGCCCUUUAAUUUUGAACAUAGUUGAAGCCUAAAGGUAUACUGCA